AUGGAUCGCUUCUUUAAAAAGGCCUCGUCCUCUGAGGCGGCGCAAGCAAAAGAGGAGGUGGAACUGAUGCAGCAGAAAGUUAAAACCAUGGGCGAUGUAGUCGCUGCGCUGGAGUCGCAGCUCAACGAGGAGAAGAGCAAAUACACGCAGCUGACGAGCAAGACAACGCAGUGGAAGGAAAAGGUGAAGGCACUCACAGAGGCGGAUCGCUCUCGUAUUGCGCAAUUGGAAGCGGAGCUGAGCGUUUUUCAGGCAGCACAGGAAGCGAAUGGGGGCGUCGUGACUCCGGAAGUUCAAGCCGCCAUCCACGACGCGUUGCAGAGCGCGUCCGCGAACAACGCUUCGGCAACGGCCGGGUACAAGGAAACUAUUUCUUCUCUGAAGAACACCGUUGCUACCAAAGAUGCGCAAAUCGAGGAACUCCAGCAAGAACUGGAAACCGUGAAGGCGGUCUAUCUGGAAACCCAAGUGCGGUUUGCGGAAGAGGUGCAGUCUGCCACGGAGCACCACGAAACAGAAAUGAACGAGAUGCGUAUUCAAUUAGCGUCGUUGAAGGAGAUGGAGACUCUGAAGGUUCGGCUACAAGAGCAAAGAGAGGAAAUUGCUUCGUUGGAGAACCACUCUCAUCAGCAGUCGCACAUUGUAGUUGUUCUCCAGCAAGAAUUGGACACGGCGACAGGGCAUAAUAAAGAUUUGGAACAGCAGUUGCAAAGCUUGCGCGAGUCCCUUUCAACAUUGGAGCAGAAGCAGUCCGUCUGGAAGGAGAAGGUGAUGCAGAUGAAGGCCAAAGAUAAUGACACGAUCAAGCAACUGGAAACCGAACUCGCCCAGUCACGGGAGUCUUCUGUUGCCCGUCAGCAGCCAAUCACUGUGUCUUCUGACGCUGUCGUUGGGCAUUCAGGUGCUGGAGCGUCUCCAACGGACGCAUCUAUGCGCCACGCAGAACACAGCGACUCAUCGUCGCAGCCACAGGACCAGCUUCAGCAACUCCAGAUCCAGCUCGACGAGGAGCGCCUAACUCACCGGCAAUUCGAAGAGAAGUUAGACACUUGGAAACAGAAAGCAAAGCAAAUCCGUUUCCAAGAUGCUCAGACGAUCACUGAGCUGCAAAACCAAUGCGACCACCUCCAGCAGCAGCUCACUGCCCAGCGACAGCAACAGCCUUCAAGUGGUGGCCCAGCUUUAAAUCCUGUCACUGAGUUCGUCGAGUCACCUCUCGGGAGUCGAGUAAACCUACAGCUUGUAAACGUGCAGAACGAGCUCAACGCAGCACAACAUUCACGAGAUGAGAUGGAAGAGGAACUUCGAAAACACGCUGGAGAA
Molecule: messenger RNA, 1323 nt
Organism: Leptomonas pyrrhocoris
Lineage: Eukaryota; Euglenozoa; Kinetoplastea; Trypanosomatida; Trypanosomatidae
Exons: 1
Source: RefSeq, a predicted model, not a curated record